AUUAGAUAUCUAUCUAUCUAGAGACCAAUAUUUAUUAGAUAUGUAGGUAUAAUAGAGACAGCCGUGACUCAUUUUAUAUGGGUAUGGUCGUAUCAAGUGACAAAACCCUGGACAAAUCUUUAGGAACUCGACAGACCAAGGAAAUUAUAAUGAUUAUAAUUCUCUCUGGACCAAGGCCUGCGAGGACUCGCAAGUACUGACAUCUCGCGUGUUGGUACGAACCACGAACUUGGGUCUUGGAUUGAAGUUGGCUUUAUCGCUCCCGGGCAAUGAGGAACCAUCUCGUGUUCUGUUAGAACUGUUUAGAAAAAUGCAAUGCCAACACAAUAUUACCGGUGACAGCAGGAUAAGGGACUUUAAGAAUUUGGAAGAAUCAUUUACGGAACAUAUCGAGAAACGAAAUGUUAAUAGCAGCUGUGCCCUUGCCUUACUUUACAAUGAUCGGGGGCAUUCCAAAUACAUGCAGGUUGAAUUUGAUUCUGCAAUAGAUGAUUACAACAAAGCAAUUGAAAUUAACCCAAAUCUUGGUGUAGCCUACUACAAUAGAGCAACUGUUCUUUACAGACUUGGUGACUUUGAAGCAGCUUAUAAGGAUAUGGUUAAAGCUGUUGAUAUGGAGCCCAAUAAUAUUGAAUUUCAAAAUGGACUAGAGGCCUGCAAGCAAAAUGUAAAAGAACAUGCAAAUUGAAAAGAAGAUGGGAAUUAUGAACUGUGGCAUCCUCUGUUUUGCUUUCCUUGAUGUCUGAAUGCCUUACAUUCCAAAGGUUCAAAAAUCUAUUGUCUAUUCUUUCCAAUUUUGUCUGGUUGCAGGUCAGUUGUUCUUGUAUAGGUAUAUCUGAGUGUGAUAUCAGCAUAUUUUUUAAUGUUAUGAAAGAGGAAAUGUCAACUUGUAUUUGAUACAAAAAGAAUAGUAAUUGGAAGAAGUAGAUUCAAUGUUUUUAGUGUAUGUUGUGAAGACAGUAAAUAAAGUGAAGAAAAUCAAAGAACUUUAAUUAUUUGCACUGGUCUUUUGAUUUUAAUGAGAGAGAUGAUUCAUAUUAUUUUUUUAUUAAACAUUAUCUUCUGUAUCUUGAAAAGGCAAUGACACAGAGUUAGAAGAAGUACUUCAAAAAGUAUUUUGGAUUUAAAAUACUUCAAAGAAUGUAAUGUAGGUAAAAUACUGACUUCUAUGAAACUGUUUUAAAUACAAAGUUGUAUUGUAGAAUACAUACUUAACAAAAUACCACCAAUAAUUAAAUAUUCAAGGAUCUCACUUUAUAGCUUGAGUAUGUUUUACAAUUGAACCAUGUAGUUUUGUAAAGGUUUAAAUGUUCCAUUGUUAAAAAUCCAUUGUUUCACAAAAUAUAAUUUUAAAUUUCUAAAAGUGUCCCGUCCAAAACAUUUUAUGUUUAGUGGGCCACCAAAAGCCAUAUUAGUAUUAAAUUUCAAGAGAUGGCCUUGGGUCCAUCUCUUGCAACUUUUUUUUGAUGGGUGCCUUCCUUUCUCAAAAUUUCCCAGAAUUUGGCACAUAUUGAAACUAAAUUUCUUCCUAAUACCACCACCCACAGAAUGAGACAAUAUUAUAAUGGGACCUCCUUAUGUAAUGUUAAUGUUAUACAUGAUACUCAUGUUGAAAAAAGUAUACAUAUAUUAAAUUGAAUUGUUUAUUUCAAAAACCCCCAUAAGCAUCAAUCUGUAAAUUUUUCAGGAAAUAAGGAAAACUGAUUAGCUUUCAAAGUAUUGUGUUGUCAGUUUUGUGUUGUCAGUGGGGUUUUUGCAAUAAACAUAUUUUUUUGUUAAAUAAUAUACAGAAAUCAGAGCUUAUAAAUACCUUGUGGGGAAAAUCAUAAAUUUAACUACUCAAGGGUAUUAAAACUUAUGUUUAUUUAAGAAAAUAGAUAUAAAGUAC
Messenger RNA from Gryllus bimaculatus (two-spotted cricket), 1888 nucleotides. NCBI's taxonomy places the organism in Eukaryota, Metazoa, Arthropoda, Insecta, Orthoptera, Gryllidae. The record is from the annotation of a GenBank genome assembly.